CUCUAUAAUAUUUGCAGCCUCAAGCCCGCCGAUCGACGGUCUGCGAUUGCGAGAGACGUCCUGGAACAACAGCUCCCGCCACAUACACGAUAUGCUUGCCGCUUCUGGUUUCAUCACCUGAAAUACGCGGGUCAACUUCUCGAGGAUGAGGAUCAAGUCCAUAAAUUCCUCCAAGAUCGAUUUCUCUAUUGGGUCGAGGCUCUCUGUGUUCUCGGAGAAACCAAUCGUGCUAUUCAAAUGAUAGACACGCUAAUUCCCCUCGUGAAGCAACCAAAAAUCAAGCUUUACAAUCUUUUGGAAGACUCGGAGAUGUUGAUUUCCAAAUACAUCUCCGUUAUUCUCGAGUAUCCUUUGCAACUGUAUUGGUCAGCAUUAGUCUUUUCUCCCACGACAAGCUCUAUCCGACACGCUUCCAUAAGAAGCAUCCCGAAGUGUAUCACUUUCCAACGACCACAAAAGUCUGGAUGGACGCCUCUGAUCCAGAACACAGGUCUUGGGGAUGCCUAUGAAGGUUAUUAUGCCGUUGUUGUUUCUCCUGAUUCCAGGCUUGUUGCAUUAAGUGGGCUUGGCGGGGACAUAUCGGUUUGGUCGCUGUCCCUGGGUGUCUUGAUGACCAACUUUCGCAUGCCGAGCCUUCACUCUAUCGGUCCAUACGUUCCAGUCGCCUUUUUCAAGGACUCGAAGCGAAUCGCAUCGGCAUUACAAAACUUAAUCCACGUCUACGUCGCUGAAACGGGCGAGGAACUAUGCUCGUUCCGUAUUCCCGAUGGGGUCGACGUAGUACAACUUGACGUUUCCCACACUUCAGAGAAGAUUGCGGCGUCUUACGACAAUUUUACCGCUGCGAUAUGGACAAUGUCCACAGGGCGUAGGAUCAAGCUCCGGCCUAUAGACAGAGACCAGAGGCGUGAUAGCUCACGCUCUGUAUCACAAGGAGGCUCAUUUGUCAGUUUCUCUCCGAAUUCUGAAAUUGUAGCGACCUCAUCUAUACGUGGAAGUGUCCAUCUUUGGGAAGCCUUGACAGGUAACUGCCUUCAGACGUUUGAAACAAAUGGGCCCGUGGUCAGCCAGCUCGCCUUCGUGUCAGACACCAAUCUCCUGAUCGUUAAGGAAGCGGAUGGAGAAAUUCGAACCUUGAACAUUGACACCGGUUGUUGGAAUUCUCGAGUCCCGGGAGGAGAAAACACACGUGGACCUACAGCUAUUUCACACGACUCGAGGCUCAUCGCGCAUCAAAGUCUCUCCGAUAGCGACGCUAUUUCGAUUUCGUCAUUCGAUACCGGCGAACACUACCAAUCCCUACAUCUCACCAGCAUUCUCGCCGCCAGCCCAUUCAGCUUUCAUUCACUUCGGCCUGAGGAUUGGGUAGCGGCAUUCUCACCCGAUGGCAAAUUUCUCAUUGUUGCUCAAAGCAACGGAGUUGCCAUCUGGUCCUUGUCCAUGAUCCGAAAGCCCAGAACGCUUGACAGUGGAAUGAAUCAGCCAAUACAGCCAAUGUCUGCGGUGACUAAGAGCUGUUUCAUACAUCGGAGAGCUUCCGAAGAAACGGCACAAAUCAUUUCCAUGGACAAAAUCGACGACUCCAACGAGGUUAAUAUUUGGUCGUCUGACACUGGCGAGCUAGACCUGAAAGUCAAAAACGAUGGAGAUAUCUGGGAUUCAGGAAAUGCCACACUCUCGCCUGAUUCAAAAUGGAUGUUCCUCCCUUGCCAGCCGGCAAUCCACAACAUCCAAGAUAGCACAGUCGUUCAUGUCAUGAAGCCUCCAUGCCCUCGUAAUCCUAGCUAUCUCGAUUACAGAAAGGCAAGAAAGAGCGAGGUUUUGUUUUCGGAAGAUUCACAAUCCUUUGCAUUUGGCGCAUAUCAUGACUUUAGUCUCUGGACAAUGCACGGGGGGCUGCAAUACCGAGACUCCACCUGUGCCGGGACCGUCAUCACAAUUACGCCUGAUUGGAAAUACGCGGUCUACACAAUCGAGAUCCCAUGCCUAGAGGCACUCAAAAAGAACGGCGAGCCUAGAUCAGAUGAGAUGUCUCACAGAGUCAGGUACUUGAGCAUUGAUACACACAAAUACGUGGAUAUGCCCGAGGAAGCUGACGACUUCAGCUUUCUCGCCAUAUCACCAGACUCGAAAUGGGUGGCCUCAGUGCCAAAUCGUGGUAAAGAGCUCACCCUAUGGCUAGCAAGCAAAUGCUACCGCCAAGCCCUCUUUGAGCCCGAGUCUCGCAUCACUGCAGUCGCAUUUUCAUCCAAUUCUGAAUCAGUGGCAUCAGCGGACAAGGCUCAAAACAUACGGAUUUGGUCGACAAUUUCGGGGCACUGCACAAACGUCUUGAAUGUAGGACGUAGUCUCUUCGGCCUAUCUUUCUCGCCCGACGAUUCUCAGUUGAGGACUUCCUUUGGGGCCAUUGCCAUCGAAAGGUCCAUCCGCCCACCCCAAGUAGCCAAUUCUACCACGGAUGAUGCCGAACUUGAAAACACGUCUGUCAUGCUUCAGAGACCGCGUUGGCAGGGCUAUGGAAUCGAUGUAAGCGGUAAGUGGAUCACUUGGGACGGUGUCAACUUGAUGCUCAUGCCGACCGAUAUCAACCCUGCUUCGAAUUUGAAUUCCCCUCGCUGGGAUUAUGAUGAUAGGCGAUGCCAGGUGGCUGCUGGCGAAUCCGUUGUUGCUUGGGUAGGUCCCUCUGGCGAGCUAUAUACCAUGGGGUUCUCGAGAGAUAUGAAGCCCUUUGACUAA
Molecule: messenger RNA, 2736 nt
Organism: Colletotrichum costaricense
Lineage: Eukaryota; Fungi; Ascomycota; Sordariomycetes; Glomerellales; Glomerellaceae
Exons: 2
Molecular function (GO): protein binding
Source: RefSeq, a predicted model, not a curated record